Calypte anna (Anna's hummingbird) is the source of this 969-nucleotide messenger RNA. RefSeq names its product COMM domain containing 3 (gene COMMD3). Lineage: Eukaryota; Metazoa; Chordata; Aves; Apodiformes; Trochilidae. Gene Ontology annotation, biological process: sodium ion transport. The record is from RefSeq and is a predicted model, not a curated record. The transcript has 8 exons. Bases 28 to 609 code for a protein of 193 amino acids.
CGCGUGUCGAAGGUCACGGCGCCCACAAUGGAGCUGUCGCCGUACGCGCAGGGUGGGUGGCGGCUGCUGGGCGACCCCCGCCGCUUCCCCCGGCGCCCGUACACCGCUCUGCUCCGCGCCGCUUUCCGCAGCCUCCUCGAUCACCCCCGGGCCGAGCUGGACGAUCCAGACCUGAGAGAUAUUGACCCUGCGGUAUUAAAGCAUUGCCAUGCUGCGGCUGCAAUGUGUAUUCUGGAGGCAGGAAAGCAGAAAGCCGACCUAGCUGCUAUAAGCACAUGUCUAGAAGACUGCAAACUGGAUAAAGAGAAAAUAGAACAAUUUUGCACCGAAUAUCAGAAAAACAAGGAUGCGUUGGAAAUCCUGCUGGGGAGCAUAGGUAGAUCUCCUCUUCACAUAACUGAUGUGUCUUGGCGCUUGGAAUACCAGAUUAAGAGUAAUCAACUUCAUAAAACUUACCAGCCUUCCUACUUGGUGACCUUAAACGUAGAGAACAGUGAUUCGGGAUCACACCCAGAUGUUAGUUUUAGUUGCACGAUGGAGCAAUUACAGGAUUUAGUUGGAAAACUAAAAGAUGCUGCAAAAAGUCUAGAAAGAGCGACUCAAAUGUGAUUGAAGGAAGGUGUCAGCCUGCUGAGCUGAAGUACUCUCAUGCCUAAGAGUGUCUUCUAAAUGACAAAUGUCUUUCAUCUCUUGAUGCAAACUGGGGUUUUUUUGUGGGGUUUUUUUGUUUGUUUGUUUGUUUGUUUUUCCCCCAACCACUUGAAUGUAAAUUAAGUGAAAUAGCAGUUUUCUAUAACCCUUUCUAUCCCUAGCAUGUAUCAAUUUUUUAAUUAUUAUUAUUAUUAACUCUUGUUAAAUACUUGAUUGUUGGUUGUGUCUUCAAAGCAUUCCUUCUAUUACAUUUCGUCUAUUUUUAUAAUAAUCGCUGAUUAUUUUUUUCUGGAAUCUAAUAAAGUUUAUUCACUCUUG